Messenger RNA from Glarea lozoyensis ATCC 20868, 1572 nucleotides. RefSeq lists its product as uncharacterized. The coding region runs from base 1 to 1572 and encodes 523 amino acids. The transcript has 3 exons. The record is from RefSeq and is a predicted model, not a curated record. NCBI's taxonomy places the organism in Eukaryota, Fungi, Ascomycota, Leotiomycetes, Helotiales, Helotiaceae.
AUGGCUUUUACCGACGACACCACCAGCAGUGAGAGAACUCCUCUAGUCCAACCCAGAACUCUUAAUUCCUCGGAGACCCAGCGCAAAUCUAGUAAGAAUGUUACUUUCAAUUCGACACCAUCAGUUAUGGCAGCUUCGACCUCGACCAAUGCAAUCCAGCCAACCGCAUCUACUUCUACCGGCAGCAUUGUUCCUACCCAGCCACAGAUGCUAUCAAAUCUUAACAGCAAGUUACGAAGACGAAAUAGCCACGGCUCGCCGCUCAUUACAUUACCAACUGCACCAGUCCCCAAGAUUGGACCGCAGCGAACAACGAAGAACACGCAAAAGCUUAAGCUCCUGCCAAACCCUGACUUUGGGGAAGAUGGACCUGAUGAAGAGAGUGGUCGCGAUGUGUACUCUCAGUACACUCGGAUCAAAGACCCAACUGCUAGGAGAGAUGCGGCCAGAUUGGGAAAGGCAGAUCGAGAUCGGUUACCUCGAGUGACAGCGUAUUGUACGGCGAACAAAUACCAAAUGGACGCGUUACUACGGUUCCUCAAUGGGAGAGGAAAGGCCAAGCAUGCGAAACCGAAGCAGAUUGAUGAAUGCAUAUACACCCCUUACAAUUAUGGGAAGCCAACUUCUAGUCGUGCUGCAGAAGUGCAAUCUAUGCCGGCCCAAUUACGAGAGAGGAGGCACUCGGAUAGCGCAAUUGAAGUCGUGGACAACAACAAUCAGCGGCGAGAAGAUCUAAUUGAUCUUCACACUGAGGGAGGUGAUACUAGUCUGGACAAUGGUGAGCACGAGGUACCUAACCGGAUACAUUCAGACCUCGUUGCAGCACGUAUCGAGGAGGAAGUGCUUCCGGAAAACAAUCUCGAUUUCGACAUACAAGUCCAUACUCCGGAAGUGUUUCUUUUCGAAUACGGGGUGGUGGUCAUUUGGGGCAUGUCUUUAAAAGAUGAGCAGCGUUUCUUAAAAGAAAUCGCGAAAUUCGAGAGUGAAAAACUUGCGCCGGAUGAUAUGGAGACUGAAUGCUUCAAUUUUUACUAUACCCGAGAAUACCAGGCCCGUAUCUACAAUGAUUUCAUUACCCUGAGGGACAAGAAGAAUUACAUGACCAAGCUUGCCAUAUCACACGCUUUGGCGCAGAGUGUCAAGACUUCACUUUUCGAAGCGCUCGUGGAUGAAACGAUCACUACCUGCAAAGAUAUUCCUACGCAAAUCGCUCUGACAGGUGCGAUAUCACUAUCACGAACACAAAUUAAUAUGCAGAUCGGCGAGCUGUUUAUUCUCAGGAUCAACAUCCAUCUCAACGGUUCCAUUCUUGACACCCCAGAAGUCUUCUGGACCGAACCUCAGCUGGAGCCUGUUUACCAGGCAGUACGAAGUUAUCUGGAAAUGGAUCAACGAGUCAGCCUUCUGACAGAGAGAUUGGAUGUCAUAGCAGACUUGUUGGCAGUCCUGAAAGAUCAGUUGAGUCAUGGACACGGAGAAAAACUCGAGUGGAUAGUUAUUGUUCUUAUCGCUGCCGAAAUCCUGGUAGCGGCUGUGAACAUAGUAGUUGAUCUGUACGCCGGUGUAGAUUGA